CAAAAUAUACAGGUCGGAGCUUCUUCAUCUUUCUUCCCCAUACAUUCCUUUUUCAAAUAAUCUUAAUAUUCCUCUCUUUCUUACAACCCACCCGCAGUUUCCUAGGACAAAGAAGAGGAAACAUUUAAAGGAUGAGUUCAGGUGCAAGCACAUUUUUAACCAGAUGGAUCAAUUUCUUGACAAUGCUUUUAGCUGUGGCUGUUGUGAUUUUUGGAGUGUGGAUGAGCAAACAUCACGAUGGUUGUCAUAAAUCAUUAACAAUUCCUGUUCUUUGUCUGGCUGCAAUUAUAUUUCUUGUGUCCAUUACUGGGUUCUUGGGUGCAUUGAAGAACAACUCUAUCUUGCUAUGGAUUUAUUUGAUCUUGCUAUGCUGUAUCUUGCUGGUUAUCUUAAUGUUCACAGUUUUAGCGUUCAUAGUAACAAACAAUGGAUCGGGUCAUAGAACAACUGACUUGAGAUAUAAAGAGUAUCAUCUUCAAGAUUACAGUCCAUGGUUUCUAAAACAGCUGAAUAAUACACACAAAUGGGAAGAAUUGAGGAGUUGUCUUGUGAAAUCUGCUGAUUGUAUAAGCUUGUCUCGGAAAUAUAAGAAUCUUAAACAAUAUAAGGAAGCAAAACUUACACCUAUUGAAGGUGGUUGUUGCAGACCUCCAUCCGAGUGUGGUUUUCCUGCUGUUAAUUCGUCGUACUAUGACUUGAGUUUUCAUCCGAUUAGUUCAAAUAAAGAUUGCAAAGUUUACAAAAAUGCAAAGGCAAUUAAGUGCUACAACUGUGAUUCCUGCAAGGCGGGAGUUGCUGAAUACAUGAAAAUGGAAUGGACAGUUGUGGCGAUAUUUAACGUUGGCCUAUUUGUUAUCUUGUUGCUUAUCUACUUUGUUGGAUGCUGCGCAAGACGAAAUCUUGGAAAUAGAAGAAGAUUUUCAAAAGUUUGAGCACAGAAGGAGUUUGAUAGUUUAUUCUUUGUAUUUAGGAAUAUUGUUGAUAUAAUCACAAGGAGAAAAUGAAUGUUUUGUUUUUUUGGUAUUUCCUUUUUCAAUUAAAAAUUCAUCAAAAUUAAAGACA
This is a messenger RNA of Impatiens glandulifera, 1062 nucleotides long. Its product is annotated as tetraspanin-10-like. Gene Ontology annotation, biological process: auxin-activated signaling pathway. NCBI's taxonomy places the organism in Eukaryota, Viridiplantae, Streptophyta, Magnoliopsida, Ericales, Balsaminaceae. The record is from RefSeq and is a predicted model, not a curated record. Gene Ontology annotation, cellular component: plasmodesma; plasma membrane. The coding region runs from base 132 to 932 and encodes 266 amino acids. The transcript is spliced from 11 exons.